Messenger RNA from Dothidotthia symphoricarpi CBS 119687, 1167 nucleotides. RefSeq lists its product as uncharacterized. The record is from RefSeq and is a predicted model, not a curated record. The transcript has 2 exons. Bases 1 to 1167 code for a protein of 388 amino acids. Lineage: Eukaryota; Fungi; Ascomycota; Dothideomycetes; Pleosporales; Dothidotthiaceae.
AUGCAUCAACAAACUCCCGCAUCAUCGCCAGUCAGUCAUCCAGCUAUCAAAACCUCUACGGCUCCUUCUACAUCUGGCCGAUACGCUCAUCCAGACAUGUUUCUCGAAAUGCUCCAAGGCUCUGCGAUAGUCGUCGUCGUCGGGACCGGUCCUCAAGCUCCACGCUAUACCCUCCCAGUAAAGCUCCUUUGUGCGCAUUCCAUCUACUUCAGAGUCGAGAUUACGCGCCUCAAUUCGCUCUCCACGGCUACGGCCGCCAACAAGAAGCGCAAACUCAGCCCGGACGGUGACGAAAAAGUCAUGAAAGUGGAAGCAGACGAACCAAAGCAGGAUUUCGAGAAGACAGAAGCAGUGAUCAAGCUCCCAGACGUCGACCCCAUGAUCUUCGGCCUGUUCUUGAAAUUCAUCUACAUGGGUUCUUAUCCUACUACAGUCGAUAGUCGAAUCUCGACCAUGUACAACCCGCGCAUGACGACUUCGACGAUACCGACAUCCCACUCCCCCUACGCCUCACCACCGGCUAGCACACCAGACAACACCGACACUCCCCAAGGACCACUCACGCCCCCAAGUACUACCAAUAUGCUCGUUACUCCUGCACCAUCACCGGCACCAUCGCUACAGACACCAUCAGUGCACGACUCCACCAUCCCUCCCUCGAUCCGCGCAUGGCUUCUCGCCCAACGUCUGAGCGCAACAAGCUUCAUGAAUUAUGCGACAACCCACAUCUACUCCGCCAUCGGAACGCACUUCUUCCUCACGCCCGCGCUGGUAGACUACAUCUGGGUGCAUACAGAUCCCUCUCCACCUCUUCCCCCCAUCUCUGAUUCCUCUCACGUAUCUACUACCACCUCGAAGCCCUCUAACUCGAUCGUCUCUCCCUCUCCCCUCCGUAAAUUAACCCUCGACAUCCUAGUCAUGUACUGGGCUACCCCAUCGACUAACAUCAUUGCAAAGUCCGCCCCUCUAAACGCAAGUUGGAACGCGUUGUUCGACGCACAUCGCGACUUGCGACAGCAGUUUAUCACGGGCCUACAGGAGGGCGGGAAGUUGAUGCCUGUGCAGGGGUACUUUGCUAAUGCGGUGGAUGGGAGGAUCACUGGUGGAGUGGCGAUUCAGAAGGUGGGUGGAGAUAGUGAGAAUGUAGGCCAGGGACAAGGCGUGUAG